AUGCAGCCGGAGCAGCCGUACGGCGGAGGUCGCGAUCCAGUCUCGCGCGACGUGCCUGCUCAAUCUUCACCCUUUCGUACCAAGGAAGCAUACAAGAACCAACCAUUGCCGCAGUCCAAUUCGCGCCAUGCUCAAGCCACAUCUAUGAACGCAGCCACCUCUUUGGAAACAAACACGAACACUGCGUCCAAGCGGGAUAGUAUUCUCACAGAUGGUGCGUUGGGUAUGCCAACACCAUCUACAAACGGGGCCUCUGCAUUGAGCCGUACAGCUACGCGAAGCUUGAACCCUGCUGAUACUCUGCAGCCAUGGGAAAAAGAGGUCAUUCAGCUUCCUGAAGUGCAGCGUAAAGCCACACUCGCUCAGAUUUAUUUCUUGAAUCAUUAUUUCGACUCGUUGCGAUACCUGGCAGACCGACGUGAACGCUUGAGCAAUUUCGAGAAGUCGAUGCGUGAACGGGGUUACCAGCCUCCUUCAGAUGAUCUUACCCAGAGCCUGGAGUCGCUCUCACUCGCAGGUUCGAAACGGGCAGGUCAGCAGAUGAGUGAGCGAGAGUACCAGAUUCGUCGAGCUAAGCACUUUGAGCAGGAGCGUGAGCUACUCCGUAAGCGCCGAACCAAGCUGCGUCUGCAGCAGUUUCAUAUCAUCACACAAGUGGGCCAGGGUGGCUAUGGUGAAGUCUUCUUGGCUCGCAAGCGUGACUCGGGUGAGCUUUGUGCAUUGAAGCGCUUGCAAAAGAAAGUGCUUGUGAAAAUGGAUGAAGUGCGCCAUGUACUUACGGAGCGUGAUAUUCUUACUGCGACGCGUUCUCCAUGGCUUGUUCGUCUACUGUAUGCGUUCCAGGAUGAAGCACACGUCUAUUUGGCAAUGGAAUACGUGCCAGGAGGUGAUUUCCGAACACUCCUCAACAACAGUGGUGUGCUACGGGAAGAACAUGCGCGCUUUUAUAUCUCGGAGAUGUUUGUUGCUGUCAAUGAACUGCACAAGCUUGGUUACAUUCAUCGUGAUUUGAAGCCUGAGGAUACACAUUCUUAUCCCGAGAACUUUUUGAUUGAUGCCACGGGUCAUAUCAAGUUGACCGAUUUUGGUCUGGCCGCAGGUGCGAUAAACCCCGGCCGUAUCGACUCACUGCGCCGUCGUUUGGAUCAGGUGAAAGAUACGGAUAUGGUCUACCGUACACCGGCCGAGCGUAGUACACUCUUCCAGAUGAUGCGAGAGCAGAAUGUCAAAUUUGCUGAUUCUGUUGUCGGCUCGCCGGAUUAUAUGGCUCCCGAAGUGCUUCGUGGCCGUGAAUAUGGAACAAGUGUGGAUUACUGGAGUCUUGGGUGCAUUCUCUACGAAUUUUUGUGUGGCUUCCCGCCUUUCAGUGGUGCUCAUCCUGAUGAAACGUGGGCAAAUUUGAAGAAUUGGCAAAAGGCCUUGCAGCGCCCUGUAUAUGACAAGCCUGAGGAUCUUCAAUUCAACCUGACUGAUAUUGCGUGGGAUAUAAUUGUUCGGUUGAUCAACACGCCAGAAAGGAGAUACAACUCCUUGUCCGAAGUGCAGGCGCACCCCUUCUUCCGUACUGUUGAUCUGACACGUAUGCGAGACGUGCCGGCACCCUUUAUCCCUCAGCUGGAGAAUGAACAAGACACCGGCUACUUUGACAACUUUGACGACCCCGCUGAUAUGGCUAAAUAUAAAGAAGUGCAAGAGAAACAACGCCACAUUGAAGCUAUGGACCCGAAAAACAGUGCUGCGGGUGGUGGCCGAGGCAUGUGGGUCGGCUUCACCUUUGGCAAGAACUGGGCCAAGAGCAAACGGCCCCCGAUGCCCGAUUUGGACCGGGAGGCAUCCACUUUCAGCACGAUGUUUUAG
Messenger RNA from Malassezia pachydermatis, 1857 nucleotides. Its product is annotated as agc ndr protein kinase. The transcript has 4 exons. The record is from RefSeq and is a predicted model, not a curated record. Gene Ontology annotation, molecular function: ATP binding; protein serine/threonine kinase activity. NCBI's taxonomy places the organism in Eukaryota, Fungi, Basidiomycota, Malasseziomycetes, Malasseziales, Malasseziaceae. Bases 1 to 1857 code for a protein of 618 amino acids. Gene Ontology annotation, biological process: peptidyl-serine phosphorylation; intracellular signal transduction. Gene Ontology annotation, cellular component: spindle pole body.